Messenger RNA from Arachis stenosperma, 1260 nucleotides. RefSeq names its product protein MAIN-LIKE 1-like. The transcript is spliced from 4 exons. The coding region runs from base 1 to 1260 and encodes 419 amino acids. Gene Ontology annotation, biological process: meristem development; meristem maintenance. NCBI's taxonomy places the organism in Eukaryota, Viridiplantae, Streptophyta, Magnoliopsida, Fabales, Fabaceae. The record is from RefSeq and is a predicted model, not a curated record.
AUGGGGGACGAUCCGGGGAGGCUUUAUCGUUUGGAUGGAGUCGCUCAUAUCGCCGGGGUGAUCAACGACGAGCCACGGCGUUGCAUAUCUAGCUGUAGGCGGCAACAGGGGAUGCGUCUUGAUGAGCGGUACGUUCCGUACUUGCAGAUGGCUGGCAUGUACCAUCUUGCAAGGCUGAACGACAGAUGGUUCCGACUAGACGAGCCUCUAGUCAGUGCAUUCAUCGAGAGGUGGCGGCCUGAGACGCACACCUUCCACAUGCCGUUUGGAGAGUGUACCAUCACGCUUCAGGACGUCGCAUACCAGCUUGGAUUGCCUGUGGACGGUCAUUACGUUAGUGGUUGCUUGACAGACUUCCACCUAUACAUUGAGGGUGGGAGGCCGGCUUGGACGUGGUUCCAUGAGUUGCUCGGUGUGUUAUCUCCUGAAAACCAAAUUCAGAAAUUCGCAGUCAACUGCACAUGGUUUCAGGAGACCUUUGGAGAGUGUCCAGACGGGGCUGAUGAGGAGACAGUUAGGCGCUUUGCCCGUGCCUAUAUCAUGAUGUUAUUGGGCACGCAGCUGUUUGCCGACAAGUCCGGCAAUCGUAUACACAUCAGAUGGCUACCGUAUGUUGCUCGGCUUGAGGAGAUGGGUCAGUAUAGUUGGGGGUCGGGGGCACUAGCAUGGUUGUACCGGUGCAUGUGCCGAGUGGCCAACAGACAUGUGGUGAAGUUAGCUGGCCCUUUACAGUUACUGCAGUCUUGGAUCUUCUGGAGGUUUCCUACUUUUAGACCAUCUGGGUAUGAUGAGAUUAGCUGGCCCCUUGCGUCGAGAUGGUCUGGUUACAAUCCUGGGAUUAGCAACAAGGGACCUCGGGUACAGAUGGCUCGCCUGAAGAUAGACUUGUUACAGCCUCGGGAUUUCAUAUGGAUGCCCUAUAGCGCACUCGACGUCAUCCAGGUUGUCCAUCCGGAGGUCUUGGAGCCUCGGCAUACGAUGUUAUGGCGGUGUAGGACGUCCCUGAUUUAUUUUGCGGUGGUCGAGUGGCAUCAGGUUGAUAGAGUUUUACCUCAGUUUGGGGGGGUUCAGCCCACACCGUCUCCCGCCCUGAACAUCGACUUCUUGAUGUCGAAGGACGGGAGAGGAGGUGACCGUUGGUUCCCAGCACAUUUACCUGAGUGGCAUCUUCACUGGCAGGAGCGUGCGGAGCACAUUCUACAGUUCGAUGUUGUGCCCGACCCCGGUCUGUCGCAUGAUUUCUUGACAUGGUGGUAUUAG